AGCACCUGCUGUGGGCAGCCUCCCUGAGAAGAUGUGUCUUCUUUCUCUCCCUCUACUACUCUUUCUCCUGUACACCAGAGCCAAAGCUGGGGAAGUCAUCGGUGGCACAGAGUGCAAGCCACACUCCCGCCCCUACAUGGCUUACCUAGAAAUUGUCUCUUCUGAGGGAUAUGAGAAAGACUGUGGUGGUUUCUUGAUACGACGGAACUUUGUGCUAACAGCAGCUCACUGUGCAGGAAGGUCUCUAACAGUCAACCUAGGGGUCCAUAACAAAAAAAUGAAAGAAGACACAUGGCAGAGGCUUAAGGUUAUAAAGCAAUUCCUGCAUCCAAACUACAAUAGCUCUGUACUUCUCCACGACAUCAUGUUACUCAAGUUGGAGAAGAAAGCCAACCUGACCCUAGCCGUGGGCACACUCCCCCUCCCACCUGAAUGCAACUUCCUCACAUCUGGAAGAAUGUGCCGAGCAGCAGGCUGGGGGCGCACAAAUGUGGAGGAGCCUGCCUCCGACACUCUUCAGGAGGUGAAGCUGAGACUCAUGGAUCCCCAAGCCUGCAAACACUUCCCAAACUUUAACCACAAUCUCCAGCUGUGUGUGGGUAAUCCUAGGAAGAGAAAAUCUGUAUUCAAGGGAGACUCUGGAGGUCCCCUCCUGUGUGCAGGGAUAGCCCAGGGCAUUGUAUCCUAUGCACAUCGGAAUGCAAAACCUCCUGUUGUCUUCACCCGAAUCUCCCAUUACCGGCCGUGGAUCAACAAGAUCUUGAAAGCAAAUUAACCAUGGAGCCUCGGCCAGCCUGAAAGGAAAUCUGGAACUGGAUCUGAGCAGGUUUUCUGUACCACUUACUCUGGCCUGUCUCUGGUUCCUGUUGAAGUCCAGCCAUGUCCUUGAGACUCCAGAAAGUCCCUACAACUCAUAGAACUCUCAAUAAAGCUCAGUAAAAAUCC
This is a messenger RNA of Cavia porcellus (domestic guinea pig), 945 nucleotides long. It is a transcript of the gene Cma1, whose product is annotated as chymase 1. Gene Ontology annotation, molecular function: serine-type endopeptidase activity. Gene Ontology annotation, cellular component: cytoplasm; intracellular membrane-bounded organelle. NCBI's taxonomy places the organism in Eukaryota, Metazoa, Chordata, Mammalia, Rodentia, Caviidae. The record is from RefSeq and is marked provisional. Gene Ontology annotation, biological process: proteolysis.